UUCUCAUUGGGCAGGAAGUCAUUAAAACGCCGUAUUCAAUGCAAAAAAUUGGUGAACUAAAUUGAAGACUCCUCAGUGACCGUCUUUGAAUUCAGUCUGCAAGGAGCGAAAAAUUGAUGGUAUUCGACUUUUGGCCCGGACGAUACAUGUUUUGAUCGCGAAUAUAAGUGUUUCUUCAAAGCAGAAUUUGAAAAUGAGGUUACCAUUCCUGAUAGCCGCGCUGACGAUUGUUGGGCCCUGCUACACUUUCACCGUCACAAGAGACAGUCUGGAUCCGUCUUUCAGCUGGCGGGGGCGAUCCCCUCAGACCACUGUCAUGCCGUUGACAGCCGAAUGGGCCAGGGAAACGGUUGCAAGACUCAGCGAAAAUAGAAAAAAAGAAAGACUCUUGGCGACAAAUCUACCUUUGAAGAUGAGAAUAGCUAUGUGUCUGAAUCGUUCACAUCCAGUCAUACCAGCAUUCAACAUCUCAUCGUUUUCAUCAUGGACAUCAUCGUCCAGCACAUCUAUGCCUGACACCGCCCGUAGACAGUUUAUCAUCGACAUCAUUGACGAGGCUUAUAGUCAACCACCGGAGCAAGAUCAGGAGGGACGUUGUCCCAUCGAAUACAAGCUAUUUGGCGACCUGGCGUUGCGGUUAUGGCGAUCCGAACCCAGUGAUUUCAUCAGCUUUGAAAAGAUUAUUAGUCCUUUAUUCAAAUGUCUUGAGACGCGCAGGCCAUUCGGCCUGGAAUUGUUCCAACUGAUGCGCUCCAUCGAGGGGGGUGAUGUCACAUCCGUCGACGAAUGCUACCCAGAUCGCAGUGCAAACAGUUUCCCGUUUGGUUCAUCACCACGGUUACCAUUCAUUUCGAGUAGCAGACGAGGGGAUCUACCAAGGAUGCCGAGAAUCCAAUUAGAUGUAACCAAGGAGAAAACUCCCGCGGAAAAUAUUCCGGCGUCGACUAGGAGGAUUGGCGUCAAAUCAGCGCCGAUUGGCAACAACAUGGAAGCCUUCGCGGAAUCACUUGGUUUACUCGAUGACCCUGUGAGUAACCUUGGAGACGGUUUACUCGAUGACCCUGUGAGUAACCUUGGAGACACUUUCCAGGACGAUGACCCUCAGGAUCAGACAGGGAGGAGCCGAAAUGUUAGGACGACUUCUUCGGGAGGGCAGUCUGUUGCGUUGAAAAAUAUAAUGAAAUUACUAACAAAUAAGAAGGGAAAGUUAGUAGGCCUACCGUUUAAACAAAAGUUAAAGGCUCACAGAGCCAAAGAUAUGAAUGUCAGAAACAAUAAGUUGAAUGAGGGAAAGGCGUUGGCCGACUCGCGAUUCAAAAAUCUCUGGAGGAAGUUAUCGGACAUUAGAUUGAACAAGGACAAGGGUAGAAGGGGCUUAGACCUCCCGAGAAAGCAGAGGGAGAGGGGAGAGAAAGGGCGAAUUACUCGGCGGGAGAGGGACUUUUUGCUUGAGCUUAUCUCUGCAAUGAGAGUGAACGGUGACGCUCCUGAUGGAACCCUCAUGUGUACCAAGCAGUGUCGGCGGUUGAUAGCUGAGCGAUUACGGCUAGCUCCACGGGUGCGCGAUGAACACGACUAAGGCAGUCACAGGACCGCGAAUUCUGUGUUGCCUUUCAUGUCUUCUUUGCUACCAAUGGUUCACGUCACAACGCACUUUCACACGUCGUUUCGUGUCUUCGGGCGGAACAGUCGACUGACUUUAGGCUACAACGCCCGGAAACCAUCUUAAACGAGUCUAAAAGUCAACAUUGGCGAUUAACCCUAGAACAGUUCCGUGUUGACCUCCGUUACUACCCUUUGGUUGGCCUUGCCAUCUCUAAUGACCUUGAACCUUGAAAUGUGGACUGCCUUGGGGUAUGGACCUUGACAUUGGUCUAGGCUGCAUCAGUGUAUACCCCUUUAAGGAUGUUGAAUCAGCACCGCAGUCCAUAUCCCGCAGUCGGCAAAAGUUCGAACAAGUUUUCCCGAGUUUGCGUCUGGUUACGCCUGCGCGUUAUAUAUACCUUGGUAACGGCUUGGUCACCAUGGUUACUUGGUCAAUGUGCAUGCUUAACCGGAGGCAAAAUCAGGACAUUAUCUUCCUAUACUUCUGCCGACCGCGGUGUUGAUUCAAAGUCCUCAUUGGCGGUUGCGUGAUACGUUCCAUCCUGGAGUUCCAUAUUCCGUAUUAGGAAGAGAAAACAAGCUGUGAUACUCAGGGUUGACCUUCUCCUUGGAUACCGUUCGUCCAAUCACAUGACUUAGCCGGGGAGCGUAUAAGACAUACGUUAGAACUUAGGAGGGAUAGAAAUUCUGUUCUAAAUGUGUGUGAUUUUAUUUAUUGAUCGAUAUUGUAUGGCUGACAUUUCUGACGAUAUUUUGACAGUUUUGCAACAUA
Molecule: messenger RNA, 2377 nt
Organism: Lineus longissimus
Lineage: Eukaryota; Metazoa; Nemertea; Pilidiophora; Heteronemertea; Lineidae
Exons: 7
Coding region: 194-1579 (461 amino acids)
Source: RefSeq, a predicted model, not a curated record